Messenger RNA from Ixodes scapularis (black-legged tick), 678 nucleotides. RefSeq names its product dual specificity protein phosphatase 22-B. The record is from RefSeq and is a predicted model, not a curated record. Gene Ontology annotation, cellular component: cytosol. Gene Ontology annotation, molecular function: protein tyrosine/serine/threonine phosphatase activity. The transcript is spliced from 5 exons. The coding region runs from base 1 to 678 and encodes 225 amino acids. Gene Ontology annotation, biological process: protein dephosphorylation. Lineage: Eukaryota; Metazoa; Arthropoda; Arachnida; Ixodida; Ixodidae.
AUGGGUAAUGGCAUGAACAAGGUGCUGCCGGGAGUCUUCAUCGGCAACUUCAGGGACUCCAAGGACCCGGAACAGCUCCGGGCCAACAACAUCACGCACAUCAUUUCCAUCCACGACACGGCGCGCAAACUGCACGAGGACAAGGAGUACCUGUGCAUCCAAGCGUCCGACACCCCGGGCCAGAACCUGACGCAAUUCUUCUCGCAGUCCAACGACUUCAUCCACCAUGCCCGCAUCGAAGGGGGCAAUGUGCUCAUCCACUGCCUGGCCGGGGUGUCACGCAGCGUGACCAUCGCGGUGGCGUACGUGAUGUCUGUGACCAGCCUCAACUGGCGGGAAUCGCUCAAGGCCGUCCGCGGUGCCCGGAGCAUCGCCAACCCAAACUUCGGCUUCCAGAAGCAGCUCCACGAGUACGAGUGCAAGAAGCUCUACGAGGAGCGGAAGCGACUGCGGCAGAAGUUCCCUCGAGAAAGCUUCUUCGAUGACGAACAGGAGUGCCGCAAGCUGCUGGUGGCUUACCACAACUCCGUGCGGCCCCUGGAGCCAUGCCCGAGCAUCUGUCGACGGGGCCCCCAGGGCCUGACGCCGCCAUCGUCCCCGAGACGACGUCGGCACCGCAGCCCGUCACCGUCGACUUCGUCCGCCCCCAGCUCUUCGACGUACACCAGGCCGCCCUGA